This is a messenger RNA of Pseudocercospora fijiensis CIRAD86, 812 nucleotides long. RefSeq lists its product as uncharacterized. The coding region runs from base 108 to 710 and encodes 200 amino acids. The transcript has 3 exons. NCBI's taxonomy places the organism in Eukaryota, Fungi, Ascomycota, Dothideomycetes, Mycosphaerellales, Mycosphaerellaceae. The record is from RefSeq and is a predicted model, not a curated record.
UCAUCCCAUCACCUUGAGAGAAGCAUCCCAUUCGACCUAACUUCUAAGAAACACAGUCAGGCAUUUCUCAAACAACAGUCGAAGCGCAUCAAGACGUACGGCCCAAGAUGACGACAAUUGUGACUCCGGUCCUCGCGCCAUUCCAACCACCACUCGGCCCACAGCCAGCGAGUCCCAUCCUCUACAGCGCCGAGCAAGUCGUGCUGCGCAUGAAAGAGAAAGUAUGGUCACUGAGCGGCGAUGACUUUACUGUACAGACAGUGGAAGGCGCGCAUAUAAUGAAAGUCAAGGGGAAGCUCGUAUCCCUCCACAACAAAAAGAAGUUCGUGGACAUGCAAAACAACGAGAUCUUUACACUCUCCGAGAAGAAGUUGAAGCUCAACAAGACCUUUCACGGCGAGGCACCUGGGGCCCACAACUUUGAAAUCAAAGGACAUUUCUCUCUUGGCUCGAGCAAGAGUACUGUGGAGUUUGUCAACAACACAGACCGCACCACCGUGGAGCUACACGUCAAAGGAGACUGGUUCGACCGUACUGCUAACAUCACUCUUGGUGAUCGUGUCGUUGCGCAGAUCAGCCGGAGCUUCUUCAAUGCGAGAGAGGUGCUGGGCGACAAGCAGACCUACUUCGUGACUGUGGCACCAAAUGUGGAUCUCAGUUUGAUAGCAGCAAUCUGUGUCUGCCUUGAUGAGCGCGAGAAUGAGUCCUAGGGAAGAAUGACGUCGUGGACGAUAGUGGUGAUCAUGGUUUUGAUACAGCCUGGUAAUUCGAUGACCAGUCAAUACCUAUGUAAAUGACACUGCUUAUCCUGC